Phycodurus eques (leafy seadragon) is the source of this 3857-nucleotide messenger RNA. RefSeq names its product solute carrier family 27 member 1a (gene slc27a1a). NCBI's taxonomy places the organism in Eukaryota, Metazoa, Chordata, Actinopteri, Syngnathiformes, Syngnathidae. Gene Ontology annotation, cellular component: mitochondrial inner membrane; plasma membrane. The coding region runs from base 1360 to 3306 and encodes 648 amino acids. Gene Ontology annotation, molecular function: long-chain fatty acid transmembrane transporter activity; fatty acid transmembrane transporter activity; long-chain fatty acid-CoA ligase activity. Gene Ontology annotation, biological process: cardiolipin biosynthetic process; phosphatidylcholine biosynthetic process; response to cold. The transcript is spliced from 14 exons. The record is from RefSeq and is a predicted model, not a curated record.
UGUUUAAGUCAGUUGUCAAGGGAGAAAACGUGAGCGUAUGUGUGCAUAAUGUCGAAAUAGUGGUGCAACAGGUAGUUAUUAUGCUGGGUUUCCUGUGUUUGUGUCUCUUCCUUGUAGUUCAGUGCUUCAUAAUCGCAACAUUCAUUAUGAGGUACUGUUUCGAUUCUGCUAAUGCACUGCUUUUUAUACGUGAUUAUAGGCACAAUGGUGUAUUGAAUUAACGUUUUAGUGCAAACUACUCUACUGCUAAAUAAGACAUUUACGGAAUCCUACUUAUAGCUAUACAUCUAAUGUCAACUUGUCGUCAAUGCUUAUUUUAGAUUGACCUUGGAUCGUAAUUCACCCUAAAUUCAAUCUAAAACAGUUCACAGACACUUGAUCUUUAUAUUUAGUGAUUGUUGGUGGUACAGUGUUUUGAAUUGACAUUUUAGUGCAAAUUACUCUGCUAAAUUUGCCUUUUUUUCUUAUUUUUCAAACGAUAAGGCGUCCUACUUAGAGCUAUAGGAUCUAAUGUCAACUAUUUUGUCAUCUAAGCCUUUUUCAGAGUGACCUUGCAUAGUAAUUGACCCAAAAUACAUUUUAUGCACCCCUGGUGAUCUUAAUAUUCAGUGAUUAAAGGCACUACAUUGUUAUGAAUAGACAUUUUAGUGUCAAUUACUAAUCUAAAUAAGACAUUUUCUUAUUUUUCAGAGGAAAAGAUGUCCUACUUACAGCUAUAGCAUCUAAUGUCAACAUUGUUAUUAUUUUUUAAAAUCAGAGUCCCCUUGUAAAGUAGCUCGCCAAAAUACAGGCAAAAACAUUUAAAUACGCGCUUAGUGAUUUUCAUAUUCAGCAAGCUCAUACGACAAAGGAGCAGAUUGUUUGAAAGGAUGUACGACAGAUUUACGCAACAUUUUAGUAUUUUAGUAAUCUGUGCCACUGGUACCAUUUGUCAGCAACCUCCAGCAAAUCAGGUGCGGGGGUAAAGGGACGGUGAUAAGUUUAUCCAAUAGAAACCAAGCAUUGCUUUGACGAGCACCUCAGUCGACCAAUAGGUGAGGUCAUUAUGUCGCGCUCAGCGACAGCGGGGCGGGGCUUCAUCGGUGACGCCUCUGUCCAACAUGGAGUGCAGAGGCGAGAAAAAAAAAAGGCAGGACCACCCUAAAAACUUGGAUACGCUCAAUUUGAUCGCACCCACGCGAACCGGCGAGAUGCAAAAGUGUCACAACUAUUAAACAACAACAACAUUGUCCGCACAAUAGAAGGCCACAGCAAAUCGGGAAGUCAUUCUCGGGAACCAUUACGUGUAACAGUGACCGCCCUCGGUUAUUUUCGGGGAUUUGGGUGAAAGGUGACACCGCUGCGUGUGUUUACUUGAGAAUGCACAAUGCAGCGAGUGUGUCAGCCUCUCUGGGCUCCAUGGCCCUGCUGCGUCUCAUCGGGGUGUCCUGGCCCUGGAGUCUGAUGGCGGGACUCGGGGUGUACUUGGGCACCAGCAGCUGGAAGUAUUUCUACAUCGCGGCGCGGACCGCCAAGAGAGAUGUCACAGGCCUGUGCGUGCUACUGAGAGUCAAGCUGGCGCUGUGGCGCUACAUGCGCGACGGCAGCAACAUCCUCACCAUGUUUGCCCAGACGGUGAAACGCAACCCGAACAAGAUUGCGCUGAUCUACGAGGCCACGGGGGAAGCGUGGACGUUCACCCAGCUGGACCAAGUGUCCAACUCGGUGGCCAACUGGGCCAGAGGUCAGGGCUGGAUCACUGGAGACGUGGUGGCCCUCUUCAUGGAAAGCCGACCGUUGCAGGUGGCGCUCUGGCUGGGCUUGGCCAAGGUCGGCGUGGAAGCGGCUCUCAUCAACUUCAACCUCCGCAAGGACACCCUCCUGCACUGCAUCAGGGUGUCUCGGUCUCGGGCUAUUGUGUUUGGAGCCGAGCUUGCUGAUGCCGUGUUAGAGGUCAGCGCCUGCCUCGAUCAGUCCAUGUUGAGGUUUUGUACCGGAGACCUCAGCACUCAUCACGGGGCCUAUCUGGGUGCCACGCUCCUGGAUCCAAUUUUAGCGUCAACAUCGAGGCACUACCCUUUACCUUGUGUUAAACAUAAAGGCAUGAACGACCGUUUGUUUUACAUCUACACCUCUGGCACCACAGGACUCCCCAAGGCUGCCAUUAUCGUGCACAGUAGGUACUACAGAAUGACCGCUUUCAGCUACUAUGCUUUUCGCAUGCGCCCGGAUGACAUCAUCUACAACUGUCUUCCUCUUUAUCACUCUGCAGGUAACAUCUUGGGAGUCGGCCAAAGUCUGAUCCACGGUGUCACUGUCGUCGUCAAAAAGAAAUUCUCCGCAAGUCGAUUCUGGGAUGAUUGUAUCAAGUACAACUGCACUGUGGUCCAGUACAUCGGCGAAAUCUGCCGCUACCUGCUGUCUCAGCCAGUGCGGCCGUCAGAAAAGACCCAUAAGGUUCGCUUGGCCAUUGGAAACGGUCUGCGUCCCAGCGUGUGGGAAGCCUUUACCCAGCGUUUCGGGGUGGCGCAGAUCGGCGAAUUCUACGGAGCGACCGAGUGCAACUGUAGCAUCGCCAACUUGGACGGCAAGGUGGGGGCCUGUGGAUUUAACAGUCGCAUUCUGCCCAAUGUUUACCCCAUCCGUCUGGUCAAAGUGGAUGAGGACACGAUGGAGUUGGUUCGGAAUAGCCGGGGCCUCUGUGUGCCCUGUCAACCUGGUGAGCCGGGGCUCCUGGUGGGCUGCAUCAACCAAAAGGAUCCACUGAGGCGCUUUGAUGGCUACGUUAACCACGACGCCACGAGCAAGAAAAUAGCCCAAAAUGUCUUCAAGAAAAACGACUCAGCCUAUUUGUCAGGUGACGUCUUAGUGAUGGAUGACUUGGGCUACAUGUAUUUCCGCGACCGCAGCGGCGACACGUUCCGCUGGCGGGGAGAGAACGUGUCUACCACAGAAGUGGAAGGCAUACUGAGCAGUCUCUUGGAUCAGACUGAUGUGGCCGUGUACGGCGUGACGGUGCCAGGUGUCGAAGGGAAGGCGGGCAUGGCCGCCAUCACGGACACUGAUGGCACUUUCGACUGCGACGCCUUCCUGCAGAAGAUCCAGACCGCUCUCCCGCCGUACGCUCGGCCAGUGUUCCUACGACUGUCGCCGUGUGUUGACACCACAGGGACCUUCAAAAUCCAGAAAACCAGGCUGCAGAGGGAGAGCUACGACCCUCGCCUCACAAGCGACCGGAUCUACUUCUUAAACGUAAAAGUCGGGCGCUAUGUUGCGAUGGACGACCAGCUCUACUUUGCCAUAAUGGAGGCCCGAGUUCAUUUAUGACGUGGAAGUCUGGAAUUUCAACCCUUCAGGGAACAGAGUUGACACGACCCCUCACCAUGGCAGCACUGUUAAAGGUCAUUCCUUUUUAUUUUAUUUUUUAUUUUUUUUAAACACUGUAGGAGUCAUGCCGUGGCACGUGAGGACAUUUAUUACCUCUUCCACCUCACAGAGCCUUUGCCACACCUACUUGAGGGGCCAUCUUGACAAAGGAGGAUAGUAAGGUGGCUGGGUCAACUUACGAUUUACUCUUGUAGGACGCCAUUAAGGGAGUUGUUGGUCAAAUAGACAAAUACUAAUGUUUUUAAUGCUGUGGAUGAAAACAAACUAAUCCAUCUUCAUGUCCACAUCACUCAAAAGCAAUAAUUGUUAACGUGCCUUAGAUUUAAAAAAUUAAAAAAAGUUUUCUGUCUGGAGUUUUGUGCAAAAAGGACUUCAAAAGAAAAUGUCACCUUUUUGGGCUCUCAUAUCAUCAGCAAGUGGUAAAGAUUUAAUAUAUAAAUCCUCCAGAUGACAGCUUUUGUGUGCAAUCCAAUUAAAAAUCCUAAACUAAA